This is a messenger RNA of Eruca vesicaria subsp. sativa (arugula), 779 nucleotides long. NCBI's taxonomy places the organism in Eukaryota, Viridiplantae, Streptophyta, Magnoliopsida, Brassicales, Brassicaceae. The record is from the annotation of a GenBank genome assembly.
GGACGCUAAAGUAGAAGAAGAUAGAUUCGAUUGGAUUCAGAUCAGAGAAUUGUAAAUUGAUCGAAGAAGAUGAACACAGACAUCACCGCCUUGGAGAAGCCCCAAUACCCCGUCGUCGAUCGGAAUCCACCAUUCACAAAAGUCGUCGGAAACUUCAGCGUCCUCGAUUACCUCCGUUUCUCCACCAUCACCGGCGUCUCCGUCACCGUCGGCUAUCUAUCAGGGAUAAAGCCUGGGAUCAAAGGACCUUCAAUGGUGACGGGAGGAUUGAUCGGACUCAUGGGUGGGUUCAUGUAUGCGUACCAAAACUCUGCAGGGAGGCUUAUGGGUUUCUUCCCUAAUGAAGGUGAGGUCGCUAGUUACCAGAAGCGUGGCGGUUUCUCCUCCAAAUGAAUUUUCAUUUCCUUCUAAGAAUUCGAAAUGAAUUCUCUUUUUUUUUUCCCUGUUUGUUAUGACGUAUGAUGAAGCUUAAUAAAGAUUUGAGCUUGCUCAAGAAUAUUCCUGUGAUUGUUUGGGGUGAUUUGAAACGUGUCUUUGCUGCUGCAUUCAGAACAUUUCAGUCUCAAGUGAUUUGAUUUGCCUUAAUCUUAAAGAUUAUUUUUUUUGGUUGGUUAGAGAUGUGGUAGCUUCUUCUACUGUGGUUUGUUUGGCUUUGGUUAGUUGUUGUGUAACUUCUGCAAAGGAUGUAUUAACGGAUAAAUAGUAGUGAGAGUUGCUCACUCGAGACCCUUCAGUGUAUGAACAACUUCUGUUUUUGCUCUCAUUUAUUUCAUCUCCAU